Thecamonas trahens ATCC 50062 is the source of this 411-nucleotide messenger RNA. RefSeq lists its product as uncharacterized. The record is from RefSeq and is a predicted model, not a curated record. Bases 1 to 411 code for a protein of 136 amino acids. NCBI's taxonomy places the organism in Eukaryota, Apusomonadida, Apusomonadidae. The transcript has a single exon. Gene Ontology annotation, cellular component: BORC complex.
AUGGCCAUGGAGCUUGACGGUGGGUCGGAGAAGGCGGUGAACAAGUGCGCGGGCAAGGUGAGCCAGUAUGUGACGGUCUUGGCCAACGAGCCGUCGUUAGGAUUGAUGAGAGUGAACGAGCACAUCGCCAAGGCGACUCCAGAGCUGUUGGACAGGAUGGAGAACGUUGAUGGAGCUACAGAUGGCAUUGCUGCUGGAGUUGUCGACAUUGAGUAUGCAGGAGAGGCUGUCGAGACGCUGCUGGCGUCGGCGACCGUCUUCGACUCCAUCUCGGGCUACAUCUCCAGCGCGGCAGGAGCAACAGCGUCGAUACUCUCCGAGCAAAAGGCAAGGAAGAAGCGCGGCGAAAAGGGCGGGCUGCCUGUGGCCCUUCCAAGCGAGCCGUAUGUGCCGCGGGCGGAGCGAUCGUGA